AUGGGGAAUCAGCCCACAAAACUCACUGCUGACGAGCAGUGGCAGCCAGGUGUAGGUGUGAAGGGGAACCCUGGUGGUUACCUUGACUACAAGGCUCACCCUUACAGGACCCCAGCUGAUGCCAACAGCAGCCGAGCCACGAGAAAGAAAGAGAAGAUGGACAGCUUCUGUCCCCAGUGUGGAGAAAGAUCCAGAAGCAGAGCUGGACUGCAGACAGCCAGUCAGAGCAGCUGUGUACAAACAGAUGUUGGUCUGCAGGAGGUUUUAGAUGAACAUAAGAUCAGUCUGAGGAGGAGAUGUGAACGUGUGACUGAAGGAAGUGAUGAAACAGGAAGUAGAACCCUCCUCAACGGGAUCUACACUGAGCUCUACAUCACAGAGGGACAGAGUGAAGAGGUUCAUACCCAACAUGAGGUGAGGCAGCUGGAGACAGCUUCCAAGAUGGACGCCCUCCAUGACGCUCCAAUCAGGUGCCAGGACAUCUUUAAAGCCUUACCUGACCAACAGAGACCCAUCAGAGUGGUUCUGACCAACGGCGUGGCUGGUGUUGGAAAAACCUUCUCAGUGCAGAAGUUCACUCUGGACUGGGCAGAGGGCUUGGAGAACCAACAUGUCAGUGUGGUGGUUCUGCUUUCAUUCAGGGAGCUGAACCUGAUCAGAGAUGAGCAGUACAGUCUUCUGGAGCUGCUCCAUGUUUUCCAUCCAACAUUACAGAAGGUCACAGCAGAGAAGCUGGCUGUCUCUCAGCUUUUGUUCAUCUUUGACGGCCUGGAUGAAAGCAGACUUUCAUUGGAUUUCACCAACAGGAAGCUGCUGUCUGAUGUCACACAGAAGUCAUCAGUCAGCCAGCUGCUGACAAACCUCAUCCAGGGGAAUCUGCUUCCCUCGGCUCUCGUCUGGAUAACUUCCCGACCUGCAGCAGCCAAUCAGAUCCCUCCUACAUGUGUUGACAGGCUAACAGAAGUACGAGGCUUCACUGACGCCCAGAAGGAGGAGUACUUCAGGAGGAGAUUCAGUGAUGAAGAGCUGUCCAGCAGAAUCAUCUCCCACAUGAAGACAUCCAGGAGCCUCCACAUCAUGUGUAGUAUCCCAGUCUUCUGCUGGAUCACUGCUACAGUUCUGGAGCACAUGUUGACUACAGAGCAGAGAGGAGAGCUGCCCAAGACCCUGACUGACAUGUACUCACACUUCCUGCUGGUUCAGACAAAGAGGAAGAAGAACAAGUACCAUGAGGGACAUGAGACGAGUCCACAGGAGCUGACGGAGGCUGACAGGGAAGUUCUUCUGAAGCUGGGGAGGCUGGCGUUUGAACAUCUGGAGAAAGGAAACAUCAUGUUCUACCAAGAAGACCUGGAGCAGUGUGGUCUGGAUGUGACAGAGGCCUCGGUGUACUCAGGAGUUUGUACAGAGAUCUUCAAAAGAGAGUGUGUGAUCUUCCAGAAACCAGUCUACUGCUUUGUUCAUCUGAGCAUUCAGGAGUUUCUGGCUGCUGUCUACAUGUUCCACUGUCACACCAACAGGAAGACAGAGGUGCUGAAGAACUUUUUGGGAGAAAAUUACUACGAGUCCUCUCUAAAUCAUUUCCUGAACCGAGCCAUGGAGAAAUCCCUCCGGAGUAAAAAUGGCCACCUGGACCUGUUUGUUCGCUUCCUUCAUGGCCUCUGUCUGGAGUCCAACCAGAGACUCUUAGUAGGUCUGCUGGGUCAGACAGAGAACGGUCCAGGAACCAUCCAGAGAGUCAUCAACAACCUGAAGAAGAUGAACAGAUAUGAAAUCUCUCCUGACAGAAGCAUCAACAUCUUCCACUGUCUGAUGGAGAUGAACCACCUCUCAGUACAUCAGGAGAUCCAAGAUUUCCUGAAGUCAGAGAACAGAUCAGAGAAGGAACUCUCUGAGAUCCAGUGCUCAGCUCUGGCCUUCAUGCUGCAGAUGUCAGAGGAGGUUCUGGAUGAGUUGGACCUGCAGAAGUACAACACAUCAGAGCAUGGACGACAGAGACUGAUUCCAGCUGUGAGGAACUGCAGAAAGGCUGGACUGACUCGGUGUGGACUGUCAGAGUCUCACUGUGAAGUUGUGACCUCAGCUCUGAAGUCCAACCCCUCCCAUCUGACAGAGCUGGACAUGAGUUGGAACAACCUGCAGGAUUCAGGGAUGAAGCUUCUGUGUGCUGGACUGGAGAGUCCAAACUGUCAGCUGGAGACUCUGAGAUUGUGGGACUGUGGUUUGUCAGAGAUCAGCUGUGAUUAUCUGGCAGCAGCACUGAAGUCCAACCCCUCCCAUCUGAGAGAGCUGGACCUGAGUAACAACUACAAGCUGCAGGAUUCAGGAGUGAAGCAUCUGUGUGGUUUCCUGGAGAGUCCAGGAUGUGGACUUGAAGCUCUGAGAUUGUGGGGCUGUGGUUUGUCAAAGAUCAGCUGUGAUUAUCUGGCAGCAGCACUGAAGUCCAACCCCUCCCAUCUGAGAGAGCUGGACCUGAGAGGAAACAACCUGAAGGAUCCAGAUGUGAAGCAGCUGUCUGAUCUUCAGCAGAGUCCAGACUACAGACUGGAGACUCUGAGGCGGAGCUGAUGGUAAACAGGACGGUGUGUGUGCUGAGAGAGGAGCAGCUGUGUCCUGAUGAUCCAGAGAGGUUGAAGCAGCAGCAGCUUGUGUGUAGAGACGCUCUGACUGGGCCAUGUUACUGGGAGGUGGAGAGGAGAGCUUCAUCCAGCAGUGACUGACAGAGGAAUGAAGUGCAGAUGACUGUCAGUGCUGCAGACUG
Pelmatolapia mariae (spotted tilapia) is the source of this 2761-nucleotide messenger RNA. Its product is annotated as protein NLRC3-like. Gene Ontology annotation, biological process: intracellular signal transduction. The transcript is spliced from 8 exons. Gene Ontology annotation, molecular function: protein binding. Bases 1 to 2568 code for a protein of 855 amino acids. The record is from RefSeq and is a predicted model, not a curated record. NCBI's taxonomy places the organism in Eukaryota, Metazoa, Chordata, Actinopteri, Cichliformes, Cichlidae.